AUGGCAACCAGGCAUGGAGAUGCCUUCCAGCAAGAAGAGAGGGUCGGGUUGAAGAGGAAGCCAACAGGACCACCGAGGCUGCUGCUGGGGAGAACCAGAGCCAGGAGUACAAAAGACGUUGAACCUGAGACCAAACUAGAGAAGAUGGAGAACAGUGAAGAUGGUCUUGGGCACUGUGAAGCUGCAGGUGAGGGUGAUGACAUCAGAAACAGGAGGAGGUGGAGGUGGUGGAGUAGAUUCUCCUCAGCUGUUAUUUGCAUCAAGGAGGAAGAUGGAUCGGAGAAGCCACCACAGGGGGCGCUGCAGGACCCCAACACUCUGAACGUCACAGAAGGAGGCUGUAAGAGGAGCUUUAAAGAGGACAAGAGGUUUAAUCUGAGGAUGAUGACCAAGAGAUUCACGACUUCAUCAGACAUUCCGCGAGCUCACAGACAGAGAGGAGGCGGAGCUUCACUGAGUCUCCAGAAAAGACUGCAGGAGUUCUUCAUGAGAGCAAGACAACCUGUUCUACUGGAAAACAUGAAGGUGGAGGAGGAGCUUGAGGAGGAGGAUCCUCGGGUGGAGGAGGAGCCUCAGGUGGAGGAGAAACGUCAGGAGGAGAAGCCUCAGGUGGAGGAGUCUCAGUUGAAGGAGGGGCUUCAGGUGGAUGAACCCACUCAACAACAGAAUGAUGGAACUGAUGGACAUCCAGAGGAGCUGAUGGUCAACCAACUGAUUGAGGAUGGAGCUGCAGCAGAGAGUCCAGAACUAACAAAGACCACUGCUGACGACUUCCAGGAUGCAGCAGAUGGAUCAGAGACGAUUCAAACCACCAGCGCAAACCAGGUUCUAGUCCAGUUGGUUUCAUCAGAGGAAGACCAGGUCUUCUCUGACCCUGAAAUCAGGGUGGAUGUUGAUGUUCAGCUGUCAUCUCAGGAGAAGACAGAACUAACUACCUCUAGGUCCCAUCAACCAUCGACCAAUAGACCCACCAUUCGGAUUGAGCUCUGCCCUCCAGAUGAUGUCAUUGAGGAAGAUGAGGAGGAAGCAUGUUGGCAGGGCAGUUCCUCCCAGCAGAACAGCCUCCACCUUUUGCUCAGCUUUGAUCAUGGUGAGCGGCAGCUGCUUCAGACGGCGCGCUCGCUGGUCCGAGCCGCCAUGACCGCCGCUAUAGAUCAGCUAACCAGAGAGCAGCAGAACGGCUGCAUGCAGCGAGAGCCACAAGGCUGCAGAGAUCACGCCUGACAACGUUUGAUCCAUACGCCAUUUAUCCUGAGGAGAAUAAAGUUUUUCCUGCUUCUCUUGGAGGAUUUUGAGCUGCUCCUGAACCAGUACGUGCUCUGGAUCUCCCACCUUAAACUUCAGAAGAAUCUAAAUCAUCAAACUUAUGUGCUGCAAACUUUUCCCAGAUCUUCUUCCAGAUUUCUGCAAAGGACAUUCGAAGCAGAACUCAUGAUCCUUACAGAUGACCAGAAGGACUCCAGAAACCAGAGGAGCUGGUUUUUCAUUGAUUAUUUAAUGUUGGGUCUAAGCUCUGCCUGAGAGUACCUGUAAUCUUAGAUAAUGUGGUGUAUUAUCGUGAUAGAACUGCUUUCAUCUCCUACAGACCUCCCCUGCUUAGGGCUGGGAUAAACUUGC
Messenger RNA from Melanotaenia boesemani (Boeseman's rainbowfish), 1617 nucleotides. RefSeq lists its product as uncharacterized. The record is from RefSeq and is a predicted model, not a curated record. Bases 1 to 1224 code for a protein of 407 amino acids. The transcript has 2 exons. Lineage: Eukaryota; Metazoa; Chordata; Actinopteri; Atheriniformes; Melanotaeniidae.